AUGGCGAAGAAUGUGGCUCUGAGAAGGAGGCAGGAGUUGGACAAGUUAAAAAUGAAGGAAAUGCUCGAGUCACAAAAAGUUAAAAGAGAUUCUUCAAUGGAGUCUCCUAGUUUCAACGACAGCAAAUCGAAUUCGGAUGUUGACAUGGAGAUGCCCGCCCUCACAAACUGUGUGCAAGAGGAGGAGGAAAGAACGAGCAGUCACAUCAGUGCUCUGGCUCUCAUCAUUUUAAACUUCUACAACAACGAUCCGAAAAUUGCCAUGAAUAGUAUAAAAAAAGUGGCUUUGGAACUAAGUUCGUUGGUCAAUCAGGAAUCAUGUACAGCCGUAGAUCAGGAGAGGAGAAGCAAUUUGAAGGAUAACGAGUCGGUGAAGAAUGAUCUCAUAUCGUCUUCAGUGUCGGAAGAAAAUCUUUCAAAUAAAAAAUCGAAACUGACAUCAUCGCCCUCGUCAUCAUCGACGUCAUUUCCUCUAUCGUCCCCCAUAUAUUCAUUCAACCCUUUCACUUUGCGUGCAUUCAAACCAAUUACACCCCACAAUCAUGAAAAACCUCGAAACAACAUGCACAGAUGUGCAGCAAGUUUUGCUUCGAAGAAAGACGAUAAGGUAGGAGUGGAGCUCACAUCUGAUGAAACAACUGAAAAUUUAAAAUCAAAAACUGAAGAAGUCGACAAUAUCAACAGUUCCCCUUUUUCAAUCAGAAACUUGACAUCUAACAGCAAAGCAGGGUCCAUUUCAAAUGAUUGCCAAUACGAACAGAACUACUUUCUGACGCACGAGAAGAGUAAUGAAAUAAGCAGAGCCGUGCAAAGAUUGCAGCAUUUUAAUAUGACGCCACAGUUCAACAAUCUAACCGGCCAGCGAAUCAUGAAUCCAUACAUUUUCAAUCAUGCCUAUCACAAUCUUCCUGCUUUUCUGCCCUUCCAGCAUACUUUGCAUGGAUUCCAACAUUCGUUUUGGAGUAAAAAUUGGAAUAAGAGGGAUAACUUGAACACGCUAGGUUGUGUUCAAUCCGGUUCACCACAGAGUCGCCCUAGUCUUGAGUCUAAUAAUUUUUUAAUAAAAUUUAGUGGAACUUGA
Molecule: messenger RNA, 1080 nt
Organism: Helobdella robusta
Lineage: Eukaryota; Metazoa; Annelida; Clitellata; Rhynchobdellida; Glossiphoniidae
Exons: 4
Coding region: 1-1080 (359 amino acids)
Source: RefSeq, a predicted model, not a curated record